Messenger RNA from Anopheles coluzzii, 2152 nucleotides. RefSeq names its product protein FEV. Gene Ontology annotation, molecular function: DNA-binding transcription factor activity, RNA polymerase II-specific; sequence-specific DNA binding. NCBI's taxonomy places the organism in Eukaryota, Metazoa, Arthropoda, Insecta, Diptera, Culicidae. Gene Ontology annotation, cellular component: nucleus. Gene Ontology annotation, biological process: cell differentiation; regulation of transcription by RNA polymerase II. The transcript has 5 exons. The record is from RefSeq and is a predicted model, not a curated record. The coding region runs from base 1 to 984 and encodes 327 amino acids.
AUGGCUAGUAGCAGUGUGGAGCAUGUCGUUACCGUUGGGCUUGACCGUACCGCAAUGUGGCGCUUUUCCGGCAGCUUCCCGGCAGCGGUGCGAAUGUAUCCCCACGCGGCCGCCGGCCAGUACUAUGCUGGACCUGGCCACCAUCAGCCACAUCCGCCUCAUCCACCGGUCCAUCCCCAUCCUCACCAUCACGGGCUGCAUCAUGCGGCAGCAAGCCAUCAUACGCAUCGACCAUUGCCAUUACUUUGCGGCGAACCUUACCAGCUGCUGAAUGCUGCAUCACAUCGACUUGUUUCGCAAGGCGGUCAAAUACAGCUGUGGCAGUUUCUACUGGAGCUGCUGGCCGACUCGUCGAACGCACCCUGCAUCUCCUGGGAAGGCACCAACGGAGAAUUCAAACUGUCCGACCCGGACGAGGUGGCCCGCCGGUGGGGCGAGCGCAAGGCAAAGCCGAACAUGAACUACGACAAGCUGAGCCGUGCAUUAAGAUAUUACUAUGAUAAGAACAUCAUGACGAAAGUGCAGGGCAAGCGGUACACGUACAAGUUUGAUUUCCACGGCCUGAUGGCCGCGUGCCAGGCGCAGGCCCAGCUCACUGAUAGCGCGAACAGCAGCGCGAACAUACUUUCCGGUUGCAGUUCCUACGGCUCCAGUCCCGCAUCCACAACUUCCUCGAUGAAAUCGCCCAACGCCGGCAGCAGCCCGCCACAGUCGCACUACGCCAGCACGACCACCACGACAGUGCCCAGCAGCAUACCGACGGCAGCGAAAGGUACGACGUUCGGCAGCAGCAGCAGCAGCAGCAGUACCGGCUGGUUGCCGUACGCGAGUGCACCGUACGCGAAUCUGCUGCUUCCUGUCGCUCCCACCACUACCUCAACCAGCGAUGCCGGAAGCCGGAGUGGAGCGCCGGCCGCAUCGACAUCCAGCUCGCCCGAAACCACGCUCAGCUUCGCGGAUGCGGUGUCGUCGCAUCUGCGCUAAAACCACCGUUUCGUUCCGUAGUCCUCAGAGAUGCUAAAACAAUACCGCUGAUAUUAGAUCCGAUAUUUAGCGUUUAGAAUUACAAGUGGCGUAGGUGUAAGCGCAUCUUUCUACCCUAUACACGUUUUAUUUUGUGUAGAAAAAAAAAAAAUAUAUAUAUAUAUACAUAUGUAUACACACUUCCAAACCCAAGCGUGGUAAGCUAUUGCGUGCGCGCUCGCGCACGCGCUCCUUCGCAGCACGUGUUGCGUCGUUUACAUUAACGCUCCGUCAUUUCCACCUGCUAUUAACAUCUUCCGGGCGGUGGUGUUUCCAACCCCAUCGAGCAACCCUUUGCUUUGCGUGCAAAAACACCACAACACAAACAUCAAAGCAGGCGUGUUGUGACGGCGACCUAAUCAAAUCGGCACUGCUCAACCAGCGCGAGCACACGCGUACCACGCGAGGAUACUGUUGCACGCGGCUCACUAAACGGCCCUCGCGCUCCCGCUAAAUGGAUGUGCAUAAAGCUGUGUUCUCCCCCCCCCCCCUCUCCCACUUGGUGGUAGUGACCAUUGUUCCCCUUUGCUCCCUCAUUCCCCAAUCCAAUCGAGAAGAUAAAGGUCAGCCGCGCUAAAGCAGUGCGCCUGUCGCGGAUGUUUUGUGAUCGCGUCCCACACAAGCGCAAACAGCGGCGCAACAUCUACACAAAAGCAGCAGUUCUCUCCCUUUGGUGAUUGCGUUUGGUUUAGCGCACGGGGGUUGCCCUUGCUCCCACUCUCACCCCCAUUCCCUCUGGUUUUUUGCCCUUUUAUCUGCCAGCUAUUCAUAUCCAAACGACCACUUUUGUGUGCUGACAUCCGAAUUCUAGCCUGCCCGUAAAUCAAUUACCGCGCCAGCUCGAUGUGGGAGCUCCAAGCGACAAGUGUCAUCUAAUUGCUGCACUGCCUACAGCCGUCUGCCAUCUCUUAAGGACCUGAUUCUGUGACUGCAAUCUUCAUCUGGUGUUACCGGGUGGAGAGCGUGGUUUCUAGCUCUUUGCGCCGGAUCUCGCCAUUCCGCAUGUGUGACACACAAUUCAUGCCGAGAUAUGCGCUCUCCCACAGAGCGUCCGUGCGGCACUUUUAUCAACUCAUAACGGGCCCGGACCACAAAGCACACACACACACACACACACACACACACACAC